Molecule: messenger RNA, 3405 nt
Organism: Zea mays
Lineage: Eukaryota; Viridiplantae; Streptophyta; Magnoliopsida; Poales; Poaceae
Product: putative serine/threonine-protein kinase-like protein CCR3
Exons: 1
Coding region: 102-2546 (814 amino acids)
Biological process (GO): protein phosphorylation
Molecular function (GO): protein kinase activity; ATP binding
Source: RefSeq, a predicted model, not a curated record
UUUCGUCCGCGCGCUCCUCAGUUCCGUCUCCACGCGCCGCGCCUCGCCUCGCAGAUGUCGGCGGCCGCCGCAGGGGCGCGCUCCUCCUCCACCUCCACCCAAUGACCCCGCGGCCGCGCCUCCUCCUGCUCCUCCUCGCCAUUGCCUUGCCCGCCGCCUCCGCCGCGUCCACGCUCGCCGUCUCGGCCUCCUCCACCUCCCCCACCGUCUGCGGCGUCGCCGAGCCCAACGGCACCGUCUACUGCGCGCCGCUCCAGGGGCCCUCCAGCUCCAACUCCGCCAGCCCCGUCGCGCCGUCCGCCAUCGCCUUCGCGGAGCUCUCCGCGGGGCGAGGCUUCGUGUGCGGCCUGCAAGCGGGGGGCGCCGCGCUCUUCUGCUGGCCGUCCACGCCGGCGCCGCAGUGGGGGCAGCUCCGGCGGCUCUACAACGGGCCCGCCCCGCUCGCGGACCUCGCCGUCGGCGGCGGCCACGUCGCGGCCUACGACGCCUCCGGGAAGGUGGUCCUAUGGUGGCGCGGCGGGGGCCGGUUCCCCGCGCGGGCCGACGGCGCGUUCCGCUCCCUCGUCUCCGGGGACGGCUUCUCCUGCGCCGUCCAGGCCAACGCGUCCGCCGCCGUCCGCUGCUGGGGCCCGCAGGGUAGCGCCGUGCAGGCGGGCCUCGCCAACGCGUCCGCCGCCCCGUACCUCGCCGCGGGGGGCGCCCGCGCCUGCGCCGUGCUCGCCUCCGGCGCCGCGCUCUGCUCGGGCUCGGACGCCUCCGCCGGCGCCCUGCCGCGGGACCUCUUCGGCUACGGCCUCGCCGUCGGCGACUCCCACGCGUGCGCGCUCCGCCGGCCCGACCACACCGCGGUUUGCUGGACCCUCGGGGGACCCACCACCACCCUGUACGAGCCGGCCCUGGGGAUCUCCUUCGCCUUCCUCGUCGCCGGCGGCAACUUCACCUGCGGCGUCGCGUCCAGCGACUUCAGCGUGUACUGCUGGUCCGCGGGCGCCGUGGCCGCGCCGGUGCCGCUCCCGAGGAUCCGCCCGGGCGUCUGCGUCAGCGACGACAGCUCAUGCCGCGGGUGCGGCUUCAUGUCGCAGUCGCAGAAGUUCUGCGGAGGCUCCGGCGGGAUCUGCGACGCCCUCUGCGACGAUUCGCCGCCGCCGCCUGCUCCCGCACCCCCUUCUCCGCCGCCGUCGUCGAGUAGACGCGUGUCCAAGGCCUGGAUCGCGUUCUGCGUGGUCGGCGCGGUGGGUGGUUUCGCGGGGCUCUGCUCCAUCGUCUACUGCCUCGUCUUCGGCUUCUGCAGCAACAAGCGGGUGCACAACUCGGUGCAGCCCAACAUCAGUGCCGCCGCCGCCGGCACGGGUGCCGACAACAACGGCGGCGGCGGAGGUGCCGCAGCCUCCGGGAGCCCCUACGGGUCGCCGAACGGGUCGCGGGCGCGCGGCCUGUUCCGGCGGCAGCUGUCGCGCGCGAUGACGCGGCAGCGCAGCGGGCCGUCGUCGUUCAAGGACCCCGCCGAGGAGUUCACCUUCGCGCAGCUGGAGGCGGCCACCAAAGGGUUCGCGCUGGAGGCGAAGAUCGGGGAGGGCAGCUUCGGCACCGUGUACCGGGGCAAGCUCCCCGACGGGCGCGAGGUGGCCAUCAAGCGCGGCGAGUCAGGCCCCCGCGCGCGCCGGUUCCAGGAGAAGGAGAGCGCGUUCCGGUCGGAGCUGGUGUUCCUGUCCCGGCUCCACCACAAGCACCUCGUGGGCCUGGUGGGCUACUGCGAGGAGGCGGAGGAGCGGCUGCUGGUGUACGAGUACAUGAAGAACGGCGCGCUCUACGACCACCUGCACCCCAAGGCCUCGGCGGCGCCGUCGCCCGUGGCGUCGUCGUGGAAGCUGCGCAUCAAGAUCCUGCUGGACGCGUCCCGCGGCAUCGAGUACCUGCACUCCUACGCCGUGCCGCCCAUCAUCCACCGCGACAUCAAGUCGUCCAACAUCCUGCUGGACGGCGGGUGGACGGCGCGCGUGUCGGACUUCGGGCUGUCGCUGACGGGGUCCCCGGAGCCAUCGUCGGAGGAGUCGCGGUCGCAGCAGCUGGCGGUGACGACGAAGGCCGCCGGCACGGUGGGGUACAUGGACCCGGAGUACUACGGGCUGCACCACCUGACGGUGAAGAGCGACGUGUACGGGUUCGGUGUGGUGAUGCUGGAGUCGCUGACGGGGCGGCGCGCCAUCUUCAAGGAGGCGGAGGGCGGGAGCCCCGUGAGCGUGGUGGACUACGCGGUGCCCAGCAUCAUGGGCGGGGAGCUCGGGAAGGUGCUGGACCCGCGCGCGCCGGAGCCCGCGGCGCACGAGGCCGAGGCGGUGGAGCUGGUGGCGUACACCGCCGUGCACUGCGUCCAGCUGGAGGGCAAGGACCGCCCCGCCAUGGCCGACAUCGUGGCCAACCUGGAGACGGCCUUCGCGCUCUGCGAGGGAAGCGACCGCGACCGCGGGACCGGCGCGUUCGGGAACAGCUCCUCCAGCGCCAGCCUCUCCGUCACGUCCAUGGACCGGUCGGGAGCCCUGGCCUGAGCUGAGCCUGACGGACGGACGGAUGGAUGAGUCCAUUCUUUUCCGGUUUUCGUUCAUGCAUCAACCGCCGCCCAUGGCGAAGGGAGGGUGGUCGAAUUCAUUGCCGUUCAUUCUUCAUUCCUCGUUGCGAGGUGUGUGAUUCUGUCACACGUUUUGUUCAUGGUGAAUGUACAUUCAUGAUUCUUGCUCUGAUGAUUCCACGCGUCGUCGAGACGAAACACAAGAGAGGAUUCGAAUUCAUUCGUGUAGACUGUGACCCCCCAAUUAAUGGGAUAAAAAAAAGGGGAAAGAAACUUCUCCCCGGUGAUGGUGGAUGCACAGCACCAAGCAGGAUGUGGCACCAGUUUUAACUUCUCCCCUGGAGCGUUGAAUGGGAAAAGAAACAGAGAUGGAAGGAGAAGAAACACGCAGGUUGUUGUUGACGAGAUCAGUCGGUCAGAGGCGGCAUUUCCGUCCAGUCUACCACAAGCGUCCAGUCUACCACAAGGUGAGAGCCGCCGGGUCAACAGGGACAGGGAAGGAAGCCGCCGGGUCAACAGGAGAGGAGAAGAGGGGAGCAGUGGUUGUUGUUUGGUGGUUGGCGUACUACAGUGACGGUAGCAGCGGAGCGAAUGGCGAAUGCGAUCUCAUGAAAUGCCGCCGAGGUUCACGGUCAUCAUCCCGAUCCGGCGAUCCAUGCUCAACAGGGCAGGGGGCAGGCAGGUGGAAUUUUAAACAUCCAUAGUCUUAACUUUGGAUUUAUUACCUUAGUUCCAAAAAAUGAGGCUACAAGGAUACAACAGUUUCGUCCAAUUUGUUUGUUGAAUGUAAGCUUUAAAAUCUUUGCAAAAGUACUUAUAAAUUUGUUUGUUGAAUGUAA